AUGAGAGCACAAAUGCAAGAUAUGGAUCAAAAAUUCAUGGCUGAAUUGCGUAAAAAAAAAGAUCAAUUGAAGGAAAUGUGCACCAAAAAAAUUGGCAGUCUCCAACAAAGAUCAAUGGUCAAGAGAAUCAAACAAAAGUCAAGAAAACAAGCACAUGACCCAGAUUUUGAAUACCAACCAAUGACAAAAGCCAAAGAAGAUACAAGGAACAAGACACAAACUGCUGCUGAUGUACCCAAACCAACAGAAGGUACCGAUGAAGAAAAAGAGAAGAAGAGUGAAAAGAAAAAAGAAGAAAUCGAAACAAAGACAGAACCUGCUACAGAACCUGAGCAAAAAGAGGGUGCUCAUGAAGCAAAACAACAACAGAAAGAAAAGAUACCAGAAGAUAUUGGCCGAGACAAAACAGUUGCUGCUGAAACCAACCCAAAAGAGCAUGCCAAUCAAGAGAAGACACAAUUUCAAGUAUUGGAAAGUGAUGAUGAUUUCAAGGAAGAAUCAAUCCAAAACAAGCCACUCGCCAUUUCAUGCCGCAAAACAAACAAGGUCAUUGAUGCCUUCUCAGAAAAGAAAUUGGCACUCCAACCAACCAUUGAAGAAUUUGAGAAGAAUGAUCUAGCCUUUGCAAGAAAUUCAUAUGCAGGAAGAUAUUACGUUUUCUCAACACUCAUCAAUAGACACUAUGACUCUUUGAGACCAGCAAAGGAUUGCCAUAACAAGCACUUUGAAAUUGCAAAGGAAAUUUUAAGUUAA
Messenger RNA from Camellia sinensis, 753 nucleotides. NCBI's taxonomy places the organism in Eukaryota, Viridiplantae, Streptophyta, Magnoliopsida, Ericales, Theaceae. The record is from RefSeq and is a predicted model, not a curated record.